Onthophagus taurus is the source of this 1744-nucleotide messenger RNA. NCBI's taxonomy places the organism in Eukaryota, Metazoa, Arthropoda, Insecta, Coleoptera, Scarabaeidae. The record is from RefSeq and is a predicted model, not a curated record.
AUAAUUUUAUAUAUGAAAUGCAAAUAUUUUCUAUACAAGGAUUAAGGAGAAUGCUACUCUUUUUGAUGAUACCAUCGUAGUUUGGCCUUAUUUUACGACAAAUGAGUUGAUUUAAACUCAAGUAUGACUUUAUUGUAAAGGUUGGUAGUCCCGUUGGUGAAUGUCAACAAAAUGAAGUUUAAAAAAUUGUGUUUAACCUCACUUUUACGUUAUUUAAACGUUUAAACAAAGUUAUUUCUUUAAAUUCCAUUCCAAAUUCUUGCCGCGAACCAAACAACUCCCAUUGUAAACAUGAAAAAGCCUUCAGUUAUGAUUGAAACGUCGUCUUGUUCAAACCUACUUUUAAAUUUAAACAUUAAAUUAGAAGAUGAAGAUCGAAAAGGAUUCCGCGCAUUUCUUCACAGAGAAAUAUUUAUUAAAAUUAUUCAAUAAGAUCGUCCCGAUCGAUGGCGAAACGAUAACUUAUAAACAAUUACAAGAUUUUAUGCAGGAUAAAGACGAUUUAAUACUACCAGAACGAGUUCGAAACGUUAUUAAAACAAAAUCCGAUUUAAAAGGAGACGAAAAAAUGUAUCUCGCCGAUUUCAUCGAAUUAAUCACCAACGAAAAAUAUCAAAAUCGAUUUGAAAAGUAUUUCAACAUGUACAUGGAAUUUCUUAUUCCACCCCCUCAACCACACGACGUUCAACCACCAAAAAAUCUUCGUUUUCACGCAAUAUCUGCACGUUGUGCUAUCCAAAAACAAAUUGAUGAUGUCGAAAUCGUUUUAGAAGAAGAUGAAGAUUUCGAAAUUCAUGAACGAAUUUAUCGUUUUUGGCCACUACCUUUAACAAUGAUUUUAUUUUCAUUAUCAGAAAUUAUUUUGUACUUAAUCGACGCUUCGUACGGUUUGAAUUGGAGAAAUGGGAUCGUUUCGAAAAGAUUAAUUUAUAAUCCUUGGAGAAGAAUCGAAAUUUGGAGGUAUCUUAGCUACAUGUUUGUUCAUUUGGGUAUUUGGCACCUUUCUAUGAACGUAAUCUUCCAGUUGCUUUUGGGGUCCCCUUUAGAAGUUCAUUAUGGAUGGUGGCCUGUUAGUGUUGUUUAUUGCUGUGGGGUUAUUUCUGGCUCUUUAGGAAGCUCAGUUACGGAUAGUUCUGCUUGGUUAACUGGGGCUAGUGGUGGUGUUUAUGCUUUAUUAACGGCUCAUAUUGUUUCGAUAAUCAUCAAUUGGAAAAGAGUUAAUCACCGCAAAGUCUUGGUGGUAUUCCUUUUAGGAUUUAUCUUAAUCGAUGUUAUAAGAGUUAUCAUCGAUUAUUUAUCGGGCAAUUUAGAUCAUACAAUUUCGCAUGUUGCCCAUUUUUUCGGUGGGUUAUCCGGAAUUUUAAUUGGAACAGUUAUUUUUAAACAAUUCUCCCAUCAAGGAGAAGGAAAAAGAAUCGUUUACGUUCUUGUGGUUAUUUCGAUAAUUUUAAUUGGAUUCGGCGUGUUUUAUAACAUUUUUUCAACGUUUCCCGAGCCAAUUUAACAUAUUUAAUAACAUUUUAGUUAAUAAAUCAAAUUUAUUAUAAUUAAGUUAUGCAACCAACAUUGCAUUUAAUUUAGUUCCAAUUUUCGCCGUUUAAAUCGCGUCUUUUUAUUUAUUGAGGUUAUGUCGUUACGUUUAAUUUCAAAUUAAAAAUCAAAAAAAAGUUAUUCGAAGAUAACAAUUCAUCGAGAGAAAGAAAGAAAACGAUAUUAAAAUGUUUAACUCAUAAACAUUUAUAAU